AUGAGUCGCAACCUCGCUCGUCAUAUCCGCCUGCCCCGCGUGCAGGUUCGCGCGAUCUCGAACGCCGCUGGCGCGCCCGGCGCGACUCUUGGCUCAACGCCGCCCGCGUCCCCAGCGCAACAGUCCACGCCUCCAUCGCCUCCGGCACCUCACGCCCAGGCUGGCGCGACUCUUGCUUCCUCCCCCGCUGCUGGCCCAAGCCAGCCCCGCACCACCCACUUCGGCUUCCAGGAGGUGCCGGAGACUGACAAGGAGACGCUUGUCGGAUCUGUCUUUUCCUCCGUCGCGUCCAAGUACGAUGUCAUGAACGACAGCAUGUCGCUCGGCAUCCACCGGCUGUGGAAGGACGACUUUGUGUCGACCAUGCUCCCCCGCCUCCCAGCGAGCGUACACCGUAACCCUGCGCGGCCGGGCGUUGCUCCAGCGCCUGAGGCGACCAACCCGACGUUCAAGUGUCUUGACGUCGCCGGCGGAACGGGCGACAUUGCGCUGCGUAUUCUCGACCGCGCGCGCGAGAAGUUUGGCUCCCGCGACAUCGAGGUUGAGGUCGUUGAUCUCAACCCCGACAUGCUGCACGAGGGGCGCAAGCGCGUUGCGCAAACUAUGUACUACAACACCCCUCAGAUCACGUUCACACACGGCAAUGCGCAGGCGCUUCCCGCCCACAUCGAGGACAACUCGAUUGACUUGUACACCAUCGCGUUUGGGAUCCGCAACUGCACAUCGCUCCCCGCCGUGCUUUCUGAAGCGUAUCGCGUGCUCAAGCCUGGAGGCCGCAUUGGCGUCCUCGAGUUUGGCAAGGUGUCCAAUCCCCUUCUCAAGGAGGUGUAUCGCCAGUACUCGUUCCAGGUGAUUCCUGUCCUUGGUCAGGUAAUCGCCGGCGACCACGCCAGCUACCAGUACCUCGUCGAGAGCAUCGAGCGGUUCCCGUCGCAGGCCGACUUUGCGCAACUCGUCCGCGACGCUGGCUUCCAGACGGGUGCGAUGCGUGAGGGCAAGGGCGGCGCGUGGCAGGACUACACUUUUGGCGUCGCGACCAUGUGGACUGGCGUCAAGGCGUAA
Cutaneotrichosporon oleaginosum is the source of this 1062-nucleotide messenger RNA. RefSeq lists its product as uncharacterized. Lineage: Eukaryota; Fungi; Basidiomycota; Tremellomycetes; Trichosporonales; Trichosporonaceae. Gene Ontology annotation, biological process: ubiquinone biosynthetic process. The record is from RefSeq and is a predicted model, not a curated record. Gene Ontology annotation, molecular function: methyltransferase activity.